Molecule: messenger RNA, 1299 nt
Organism: Cercocebus atys (sooty mangabey)
Lineage: Eukaryota; Metazoa; Chordata; Mammalia; Primates; Cercopithecidae
Product: putative cyclin-Y-like protein 3
Exons: 10
Coding region: 1-1299 (432 amino acids)
Biological process (GO): regulation of protein kinase activity; regulation of canonical Wnt signaling pathway
Cellular component (GO): plasma membrane
Molecular function (GO): cyclin-dependent protein serine/threonine kinase activator activity
Source: RefSeq, a predicted model, not a curated record
AUGGGGAACACGCUGAGCUGUUGCUUGGGCACCAACCCCAGCCCCAGGCAGGGUCUGUCCAGGGGGUCUGCGGAGCUGUACUGUGGCUCUGACAUCUAUGAGGCGGUGGCAAGCAGAGGUGCAGGCCAAGGCAGAGAGGAGCGGAGGCACAGCAGAUGGAACAUGCUGUUCCCCAAUGCCAGCCCCAAGCGGGGCCAGCACAGGGGGUCUGGGGAGUUGUCCUGCAGCGCUGAAAUCUGUGAGGCAUCGUCAAGCAGAGGUGCAGGCCAAGGCAGAGAGGAGCGGAGGCGCCACAGAUGGAACAUGCUGCUCCCCAAUGUCAGUCCCAAGCAAAGCCAGCCCGGGGUGCAGUGGACGGAACCGCCCUGCAGCUGUAACAUCACGGAGGCGGAGGUGGCAGUGGCACCACACCCCCCUGCUGUGGAGCCUGCCCAGUCUGAUUUCGGAGCCCAAGAGGGCCAUGACCUGCAGCACGUCGGCGACCAGGAGAUGCCCAAAGAUUUUGGUUCUGACCAUCCAAGGGAAAGCACACUCUUCCUGAGAAAAUAUCAAAUGAGUGUGCGAGAAAAGAGGACCUCUCGCCUCUAUCAUGUAUACAUUGAACGACUUUUAACUAGUGCUAACAUCGAUCUUUGUCCUACUAAUUGGAAAAAGAUUGUCCUCGGAGCCAUACGUCUUGCCUCCAAGGUUUGGAGAAACCGUGGUCUGUGGAGUGAGGAUGACAGCCAGAAUCCCCAGGACGUUGCAGUUGAGAACAUGAGCAAGAUGGAGAAGUGUUUUUUGGAGCUACUUGAGUUUAAUAUUCAUGUGUCUGCCAGUGUUUAUGUAAAAUAUUACUUUGACCUGCGUGCCUUGGCAAAUGACCAUGACGUGUAUUUUCUAUUUCGUUUUCUUCACAAAGAUAAAGCCCAGAGACUGAAGGGAAACACCACAACUCACAUUUUCCAGGUGGGGCCUGGUCUCCCCUGUAGGGUAAGAUUGGAAGGCUUUGUCACCUACUCCCAGUUCUCCUCACAGCCUGUACUAGGGGCCUUAUCACUGGCAGAAGUCUUCCCCCAGGAGAUGAAGCAGCAGAUCCACCAGGCGUUCAUGGGCCACGGAGUCCCGUGUCAUUACACCUGCUUCUUGCUGCACCCAGAGUACAACACACUGGAGCACUUCUCAGUUCCGCACAGUGUCCAGGAGCUGCAGGAGGGCUCAGUGCUGUGCAAGGUGGAGGUUGGUCUGGAAUUCCUCUCACUGCAACCCCAAACCUACCAGCACCGCUUCCAAAAGCCCUUCCCUAGUGGAGCUACUUAA